Messenger RNA from Sinocyclocheilus grahami, 6124 nucleotides. RefSeq names its product dorsal-ventral patterning tolloid-like protein 1. NCBI's taxonomy places the organism in Eukaryota, Metazoa, Chordata, Actinopteri, Cypriniformes, Cyprinidae. The record is from RefSeq and is a predicted model, not a curated record. The transcript is spliced from 22 exons. Bases 451 to 3519 code for a protein of 1022 amino acids. Gene Ontology annotation, molecular function: metalloendopeptidase activity; calcium ion binding; serine-type endopeptidase activity. Gene Ontology annotation, biological process: proteolysis.
GAGAGAGACGCGUUAAUCUCCAGGGAAAUGGGCAUGUUUGGAAUAAACGGAACCAGUCAGCAAGCGCACUAUAAUAUUCCAGUGGCUGUGGAAGAAGUGUUUCCAGAGAGAGAGAGAGGAAGGGAGAGAGAGAGAGAGAAGGAAUAUGAGGGCAGUACUCAAGAUGAGCCUGCGCUUUGAGGCUGUAAAACACUAGACCCUGAGGGCAUUCUCUGAGGAAAUCUGACUGUGCAAGAGAAAAGAAAAGUGAGCUGGUAUCUGCCGGUUCAUAUCGAUGCAUUGGGCGUCCAGCUGAGAUGCCGCGACGCUGACGGUCCUGCCCCGUCUGUCGAACCGGACCAAUGAUGAUAAUGAAGAUGAUGAUGUCCACACGGCGCGUGUAGCGCUAAAUCACCACUACCGGACCCUUACGAGACACUCCACUCUGAUCCGCGCUCAUUCAAACUUCAGAUGGACUGCCUUCACUCUGCACUGACCAGUAAAAUGAAUUGGAUCACGCUCCUGCUGGCCGGCUUGACUUUUUGGGGCAAAGUGUCCUUGCACAGCUGCUUAGAUUAUGAUGACAGUUAUGAUUAUUAUGAAGAGGAUAAAACAGAACCGAUAGACUACAAGGAUCCCUGCAAAGCUGCUGUAUUUUGGGGAGAUAUUGCCUUGGAUGAAGAGGACUUGAAAAUGUUUCAGAUCGAUGGAACGAUAGAGCUUUCACAGCAGUCACAUGGGAGACAGGGACACACGUCGGGUGGUCUAGGAGAGCAUAAUCCCAGUAAGAAGAGAGGUUCCUUAUAUCUGUUGCUAGACAGAAUACGACGGUUAGGUUUUGAGUCGUGGCCGGUGAACAGCAGUAAAGAUGUGUCGAGCUCCAAAGCUGGAGGGAAGAGUGUAAACAGCGGCAGAGGUGUGAAGUCUCGAGUGCCACGUGCUGCCACAUCCCGAGCUGAGAAGAUCUGGCCCGGAGGUGUCAUCCCUUACGUCAUAGGAGGCAACUUCACCGGAAGUCAGAGGGCCAUGUUAAAGCAAGCAAUGAGACACUGGGAGAAACAGACAUGUGUGACCUUCAUCGAGAAAACUGAUGAGGAGAGCUACAUCGUCUUCACCUACAGACCCUGCGGGUGUUGCUCUUAUGUCGGCCGUCGGGGUAAUGGUCCCCAGGCAAUAUCCAUUGGGAAGAACUGUGACAAGUUUGGCAUUGUCGUUCACGAACUUGGACAUGUAAUUGGCUUUUGGCACGAGCACACACGACCUGACCGUGACGAUCAUGUGACCAUCAUUCGGGACAACAUCCAGCCAGGUCAGGAGUAUAACUUCAUUAAGAUGGAACCAGGGGAUGUCAACUCUCUUGGUGAGCCGUAUGAUUUUGACAGCAUCAUGCAUUAUGCCAGAAACACUUUCUCCAGAGGAAUGUUUUUGGACACGAUUCUUCCCUCUCGUGAUGAGAAUGGUGUCAGGCCUGCUAUCGGUCAGAGAACUAGACUCAGCAAAGGAGAUAUAUCCCAAGCCAAGAAGCUAUACAGAUGUCCAGCAUGUGGUGAAACACUGCAGGACUCACUGGGGAAUUUCUCAUCUCCAGGAUAUCCUAAUGGAUACCCAUCAUAUACACACUGUGUAUGGAGGAUCUCCGUCACACCUGGGGAGAAGAUAGUGUUAAACUUCACCACUAUGGACCUCUACAAGAGCAGCCUGUGCUGGUAUGACUACAUUGAGGUUCGUGACGGAUACUGGAGGAAAGCGCCAUUGCUGGGUCGCUUCUGUGGUGAUAAAAUUCCAGAAGUGUUGGUCUCUACCGACAGUCGGAUGUGGAUUGAAUUCCGCAGUAGCAGCAACUGGGUUGGAAAGGGAUUUGCAGCAGCCUAUGAAGCAAUAUGUGGAGGGGAGAUCAGUAAGGACUCUGGACAGAUUCAGUCUCCAAACUAUCCAGAUGACUACCGUCCAUCUAAGGAAUGUGUGUGGAGGAUCACAGUGUCUGAGGGCUACAGCGUGGGCUUGAGCUUUCAGGUCUUUGAGAUCGAGAGGCAUGACAGCUGUGCAUAUGACUACCUAGAAGUUAGAGAUGGACUAACUGAGAACAGCCCUCUGAUUGGUCGAUUCUGUGGCUAUGAUAAACCUGAAGAUAUCCGUUCCACCUCUAACACCCUCUGGAUGAAAUUUGUCUCUGAUGGGACGGUUAAUAAAGCAGGCUUUGCUGCAAACUUCUUCAAAGAGGAAGACGAGUGUCUGAAGCCAGAUAAUGGGGGCUGCGAACAGAGAUGUGUUAACACAUUAGGAAGCUUCAAAUGUGCCUGUGAUCCUGGAUACGAACUGGCCCCUGACAAGAAGAGCUGUGAAGCUGCAUGUGGUGGCUUGCUGACUAAGUUGAACGGCACAAUUACUACCCCAGGUUGGCCUAAGGAAUACCCUCCCAAUAAGAACUGUGUGUGGCAAGUGGUGGCUCCCACUCAGUACCGCAUAUCCAUGCAGUUUGAAACCUUUGAACUAGAGGGAAAUGAGGUGUGCAAGUAUGACUAUGUUGAAGUGCGGAGCGGUUUGUCAUCUGACUCGAAGCUUCAUGGGAAAUACUGCGGUACGGAGGUUCCUGAGGUUAUCACCUCCCAGUACAACAACAUGCGAAUUGAGUUCAAAUCCGACAACACAGUCUCCAAGAAAGGCUUCAAAGCUCAUUUCUUCUCCGAUAAAGAUGAAUGUUCAAAGGAUAACGGUGGAUGCCAGCAUGAGUGUAUUAACACUAUUGGCAGCUAUGUGUGCCAGUGCCGCAAUGGCUUUAUUCUUCAUGAGAACAAACACGACUGCAAGGAAGCUGAGUGUGAGCACAAGAUUCACAGCACAAGUGGAACCAUCAGCAGUCCGAACUGGCCUGACAAAUACCCCAGCAGGAAGGAGUGCACAUGGGACAUCACCGCAACCCCAGGCCACCGGGCCAAGAUUUCUUUUAAUGAGUUCGAGAUUGAGCAGCACCAAGAAUGCGCAUAUGAUCACCUAGAGGCCUUUGACGGCGACUCGGACAAGACGCCUAUCAUGAGCCGUCUGUGUGGCAGUAAGAUUCCAGAACCGCUCAUUUCCACAGGCAACAAGAUGUACCUGCGCUUCAUCUCCGACGCCUCAGUGCAAAGGAAAGGCUUCCAGGCCACUCAUUCCACUGAAUGUGGCGGUAGGUUAAAAGCAGAAGCACGGCAGAAGAACCUGUAUUCUCAUGCUCAGUUUGGGGAUAAUAACUACCCCGGCCACACCGACUGCGAGUGGCUCAUAACGGCAGAGUCGGGUUAUGGCAUCGAGCUCACCUUCACCACCUUUGAGGUAGAGGAGGAGGCUGACUGCGGGUACGACUACAUCGAACUUUACGAUGGUUACGACACUGGAGCGCACAAACUCGGACGCUUUUGUGGAUCUGGGCCUCGUGAGGAGCUUUACUCUGCUAGCGAUGCAGUGUUGAUUCAUUUCCACUCUGAUGACACAAUCAGUAAGAAAGGCUUCCAUAUCCGCUACACUAGCACAAAGUUUCAGGAGGCGCUACACACACACAAGUAACAUCUCCCCGAGAGGUGAAAGAGACUCCAGAGAGACUAAGUACAGGGAUACAAUUUUACAACAAAGAAAAACAGACUCCAGAGAACUAUUGAGAUUGAUUUAUGUCAAUGAGAAAACCUGCCGUGAUGUUUCCUGCAUUGGAUUUGCCUCUUUAUGUUCAGCCACUACGGAAGUGCUGUCAUAUUGACCCUAAACACCAAUCAGCUGCUCUUAUGUGUAGGAUAGCUCCGCCCACUGGAGUGGUAUCCUGCGCUCUCUGACUGGACCAGUGUAGUAAAUCAACCCCUGGAAAAAAACACACACUCAUAUACAAAAGAUUUGUUGGCUCACCGUUCUUCAGAUAAGCCAGUUAUAUAUAGAGUUGCACACUGAAACUAAGACACAAUGACAAUAAGACAACAAGGAACUGCUAUUGUGUGUGUGUGCAUUUUGCUCUGGACAGCAUGGACAGUUUGGCUGCUGAUGCCACACCACACUGUACCUCAAAUAAACUAUGUGUGUAUGUGGAUGUGUGUGUUUGAGAGAGAGAGAGAGAGAGAGAGAGAGAGAGAGAGGCCUUCAAAUACCAGCCUGAACUCAUUCAAAUGUUUUAAAAUUUAUGUGGUUGUAAUUUUACAAUUAUUCUGUUAGCUUUAUGGCAAAACCCAUUUUCAGAAGUGCAAAAGUAAAUAUGUAGCCCUAUUUAACAAUAAGCUUCCUUGCAUACAUGUAGCCCAUUGUUUACGCUGUGAUGACAUAAGUGGUUAGAACUACACGACAGUGGGUCUUAUUCACAAAGCGUGCAUGCACAUGAAUUUGUGCGUGAAAUCUGCGCAAACAUCAUGAUUCAACGAUAACUUUCAUGCUAAGAUUUAUUGUACGUAAAUCACAUGCUCUGGGUGGCCUUAUAAUCGUGUUAGGAUGAAAUGUUAUGAAUAGAUGUUUAAUCUUAAAUAUAUUUCAUCAUAUACCUUGAAAAGCAGCAUUAUAGUUCAAGUUGAGAGGUUUCUUUGUAUAACAAUGCAGAUACAUGUAUGUACAGCUGGGUGUCGAUUGAGUUUGAACUGGUUUUGAGGAUGGCACACUUGGCAUUGCUCUAGGAUCUUUCUGCACAUGCUUUUAGGUGACAAAAGACUGCAAAGAAAAGGCUGUGUGGAAUGUCCUCGCAUGGAGAUAGAUUUGACGUGUUUUAUGCAAAUAACCUUGCCACACUCAUUUAAAAAUACUCAGUUAAGAACAAAUUCAUGUGCUUACAUAAAUUAGGUGGAAACAAUCGUGAGAAGUGUUCCUGUGCUUACAAAUACAAAAGAAUCCCUGCAGUUUUAAGUGAAUGAGACCCAGUGUCUUGUGCUUCAUUCGUGAGCAGACCCUCAAGGAAUCUGCAUUGCUGUUACAUUUACUCUACAAAGUUGCCCCAUGCCUUGCGUGUACACACUUUGCAUUAUUUGAUAAUGCUUUCAGCUAUCAAUAAGAGUGUUCCAUUUCACGCAAUUUAUUCUGCAGAUUUUUUUUCUUAAAAUGUGAAAAAGUCUGCCGAUUCCAUCUGGGCCUUCUUAUGAGUUGCAGAAACCAUGUAAAGUUGUUUUAAUUGUUUUGUGUGUGUGAGAGAGAGAGGGAACUGAUAGAAUAUACUCUUCCAGUAACGCCUCCUGAAGAAGUGAACAAUGAACAUGAUGUGAACAGGGAAUUAUGUUAUAAAGCCUUGCUUAAGAUUUCCGAUAUAGCUGUGACAACUGACUACAACCACCUUAACCCUGUGCGCGUUAUAUGCACUUAACACAGAAAGACUAUGGAACUGUGUUCUCCAAUCAUGGAAAUGAACCCGUGAGCAGUACCAAUGAAGCUGAAAAAACUCACAGAGCAAGGGAAUGAUCUCUGUUGCUAUAUUCCCAAUGUCAAGUUUUCCCUGCUUGGAAAAAAGCAAAGUCGCUGUUGAAGGGAAUUCCUACGGUGCUAUUCAGUGUCUCAAAAACACGACAGGUCCCACGAGGCAAUGCUCCAGCCAUUCAGUGAAUGCGAUGGUGCAAUGGAGAGGCAGCGUUGAAAUAAUGUGUGCUCAUCAACACAGAAAGAACACUGACAAAAUACUCACAGCAUUGACAGCACUAGUGUUGUGGAGGAACAAUUAUUGCCUUAGAACCAAAAUGUACAUUGUUGAACAUGUUUCUGUAGAUUUUUUUUUUUUUUUUUUUUUUCAAAUUAUUAUAUUUUAUUUGAUAUUAAGUUUAAAGAACUUGAACCUUUAUGUUAAGAAAUUUAAAUCGUCUGACCUGAAGCCAUCCCCUUCUGUCCAGUCACACACACACACACUUGUCUGCAUAUAUGCUUAUACAUGAUCAUGUGCACACACACACACAAACUAAUGUUACAAUAAUCUUAAUGCUUUAAAGUCAGCAGUAAGACUGUGUGAACUGUGACGUAUGUGAGCAUCUAUUGGUCUGUGUGUGUUACACAGCACAGGCCAUGUGACUGUAUUUCUGUAUGUGCCAAGUUCCUGAUGAUUCCACUCUAGAUGAUCUAUGAGAACUAUGACGUAUGACAAUGUGAAACAUGAUUUAUUCACCUGUUAUAUAAUCAGCCUAAUGAUGAAGGACUCUUCACUCUCAACAGUGAUUAAACUCAUGUC